CAGAAUUUUACCCACACGCACCCGACCACCCGAACGCAAGCAUCGUUGUACCUGACAACAAAGACACUUCCGUUGGACGAGCAAGAUCUCGAAGAUGUUAAGACUUUAACGGAUGCUAGUGUUUCUUCCAAGCACAUUACGAACUUCCUGAAUGAGAGAAUCGGUGCGUAG
Phytophthora sojae is the source of this 171-nucleotide messenger RNA. RefSeq lists its product as hypothetical. The transcript has a single exon. The record is from RefSeq and is a predicted model, not a curated record. The annotation marks the transcript as partial. NCBI's taxonomy places the organism in Eukaryota, Oomycota, Peronosporomycetes, Peronosporales, Peronosporaceae.